CCUAUAUCUCUUGUCGCCGUUAAAUCUCCGUAUUGUUACUGUACAACUACCAGGAGGAUUGGAUUCUUAUUCUCGCGAGUAUUAAGGAGAAUUGGAAUGCAGGCCGAUUACUGUCCUAUGUUAUAGUCGAAGCUCACCAACACAAAAACCUCCAGCUAUCAUGGCGCCUAGCUUGCCCUUCAGGGAUAUAAAUGUCCACGCCUCGGCGUCGCAUUAUGCCUUCACGUCGCCCUCUUCGCCCUCGGCAGCGACUUUAGUAGUGGAUCGCCCGACUGGUGAUAUUAGGUUGAAUGAUGGGAAGCUCUUGGGCGGAAAGCGUGUCUCGAGCAUUGCUGGUAUCCUGGGCAUGAUCAGGUUGCGAUUGGACAAAUACAUCAUUGUUAUCACAAAGGCGCAGCCCAUGGGCCGACUGAAGGGGCACAUGGUGUACAAAGUUAUUGCGACCGAAUUUCUCCCGUUGCGCGAACGACCCCUCCACGACAAUGACGAAGAUAUCUACCUCACACUCCUCAAGGGCUUCAUCAAGUCGGGGCCAAUGUACUUUUCAUACUCGUCCGACUUGACCAACAGCUUCCAACGCCAGGCCCAGAUCGACCAGAGCCAGCCAUUGUGGAAGCGGGCAGACGACCGCUUUUUCUGGAACAGGUUCAUUCAGUCGGAUCUGAUCGCCUUCCGCUCCUCGGGAAGCAGGCAACAGAUUGGCCAACAGCCGGGAGCCGACCCAUUCAUCCUGCCCGUCAUAUUUGGCAUGCUUGAGAUAUCACCUACUACAGUCAAGGGGAUGCCAUUAACAAUCGCCCUGAUCACCCGCAGAUCGAGACACCGCGCUGGGACAAGAUACUUUUCAAGAGGAAUUGACGAAUCGGGACAUGUGUCGAAUUUCAACGAGACGGAGCAGAUCGUUAUAAUCAAUGAAAGCGGGGCAGGGCUGGGUGGCUUUGCCAGUGGUGGUGGCAUGCAAAAUGGCAAAGUAGGGGGCUCCGACGGCCGAGAGGUUCAAGUGAUGUCUUACGUUCAAACUCGUGGCAGUAUCCCCGUAUACUGGGCGGAGGUCAACACGCUGAGUUACACACCAAAGCUCCAAGUCAGAGGCGUCGAAUCGGCUGUAGGCGCAGCAAAGGCGCAUUUCGAUGAGCAAAUCCGACUCUAUGGGGACAACUACUUAGUCAACUUGGUCAACCAGAAAGGUCGCGAGAAGCGCAUGAAGGAGGCUUACGAGCAAGUUGUAAAGCUCCUCCUCUCGUCACCCAAGGAGUCCCAGCAAGCCGACGAAAAGACGGACGAGAAGCUCCACUUCGUCGAAUCGCGGUCAAGGAGCCAAGAAUUCGACCGCCUCCACUACGUCUACUUCGACUUCCACAACGAGACCAAGGGCCUCCAAUGGCACCGUGCCCAGCUGCUCCUCGACCAGCUCGAAGGCACCCUCCAGCGACAAGCCUACUUUCGCGCCACCGACAUGCCCGCCGACACCACCGGCCGCCUCGACGUGCGCAGCCUACAGACCAGCAUCAUCCGCACAAACUGCAUGGACUGUCUCGACCGCACCAACGUCGUGCAAUCCAUGCUCGCGCGCCACACACUAAACCGCAUGCUGCGCGACCUCGGCGUGCUCCCCCGCGACGAGACCUUCAACUCGGACUCGGCAUUCGAGUCGCUCUUCCGCAACAUCUGGGCCGACAACGCCGAUGUGGUGUCUAAGUCGUACUCUGGUACCGGGGCGCUGAAGACGGACUUCACGCGCACGGGGAACCGCACCAAGGCUGGCGCGCUGCAGGAUCUGUCGAACUCGAUCACGCGGUAUGCGAAGAAUAAUUUCCUCGAUGGGCCGAAGCAGGACUCGUUUGAUCUGUUCUUGGGCGUGCAUCUGCCUGCUACGGGGAAUAUUGGGAAUACCUCCGUGUUUGUGGAUAGGCGGCCUGUGCUCAUCCAGGCUGUGCCGUACGUCCUCGCUUUUGCGGUGUUCUUCGUGCUGCUUGGUAUCUUCACCAUACGGUUACCCGAGAGCGCGGUGCUGCCGCUGAGGCUGUUUACGAUCUUCUGGUUCAUUGUGGGUGGGCUGAGCGCAUCGUUCAUUUUCAAGAAUGGCAUGCUUUAUGUCAACUGGCCCAAACUCAUCCCCCGCCCAUGGGCUACAGAGGGCUACAACGAGACCCUCAACAAGCUGCGCAAAGACAAGGUUCUCGGCGGGCUCGUAGCGCGACACGAGAGGGGCAUGAGCACAGCUCGCUUCCUGAGCGCCGAGGAAGGGAAGAAGAGGAUCGAAUGAGCGAAUCGUUUUAUUGCUGUUGUUGUAAAGCGAAAGCGACAUAGCCUAGAAAAUGUAGAGAUAAAGCGAGGAGACAGACGCUGAGCAAGACAGAAAGCUAGAAUGGUACUAUUAGCACACCUUAUAUGUGGAUGGAUGGGGGCGGAUGUUGGCCAGACCCACGGAACACGCAUACCCCUCACCAGCGAUGCACAAUAAUGUUUUUCUUCAUCUCAUAAUCUCACAUUACCAUUACUAUUAAAAUACAUACAUACAAUCGUUAAAACCAC
Pseudogymnoascus destructans is the source of this 2535-nucleotide messenger RNA. RefSeq lists its product as uncharacterized. Gene Ontology annotation, biological process: phosphatidylinositol dephosphorylation. The transcript has 3 exons. NCBI's taxonomy places the organism in Eukaryota, Fungi, Ascomycota, Leotiomycetes, Thelebolales, Thelebolaceae. The coding region runs from base 161 to 2266 and encodes 701 amino acids. Gene Ontology annotation, molecular function: phosphatidylinositol-4-phosphate phosphatase activity. The record is from RefSeq and is a predicted model, not a curated record. Gene Ontology annotation, cellular component: endoplasmic reticulum.